AGUGUAAGUUGAGCUGUUCAUUUCUUUUUUGACAUUUUCUAGGAUACAUUACCAACAAGACUGUGUUAUCUCUUGCUUUUUUUCUAAUCCAUACCCAGCUGAAUAGGGUUGAUCUUUCUUGACCGGGAGCAACUGGACAAACAAACAAAAAAACAGUAGGGAGGAAGAAGAUAAAAAGUCUGGACAUUUUCUUCUGUCUAAAUUCCAGGCUACCCAGAAACCCUAACUUCAUAUGGGUUGCUGUUUUCAGCAGAAAUUUGAGUAAUGCCACAAGUCAUCAUCAGUGAAGUAGUUUGGCACUGAAAUAAUGUUAAGAAGAUGCACUUGGUAUGGAUGAGAGAUAAACGUAUAUAGUUGAAGUUAUGGAAGGAGACCACCAUCAAUUAUUGUUGGCAUGUGUAAUUUCUGGGACCCUUUUCUCUCUUCUCGGCUCAGCAUCAUUUUCUGUUCUUUGGAAAGUAAACUGGCGACCUUGGAGGAUUUACAGUUGGAUCUAUGCUCGAAAAUGGCCGGGUUUCUUACAAGAACCUCAGCUUGGUUUGUUUUGCGGCUUUCUAUCACUAUCUGCAUGGACACUUGUUGUUUCUCCAGUCAUCAUGCUUAUUAUUUGGGGAUCUUGGUUGAUUAUCAUUUUGGGUCGAGAUAUAGUUGGUUUGGCUAUUAUAAUGGCUGGAACUGCUCUUCUUUUGUCAUUUUAUUCGAUUAUGCUUUGGUGGAGAACUCGAUGGCAAAGCUCAAGGGCUGUUGCUAUUCUUCUUCUUCUUGCUGUUUCUCUCCUCUGUGCCUAUGAACUUUGUGCUGUUUAUGUUACAGCAGGUUCACGUGCAUCAGAAAGAUAUUCACCGUCUGGUCUCUUCUUUGGUGUAUCAGCAAUUGCACUUGCAAUAAACAUGCUUUUCAUUUGCAGGAUGGUAUUUAAUGGAAAUGGCUUAGAUGUGGAUGAAUAUGUCAGAAGGGCAUACAAAUAUGCAUAUUCUGAUUGUGUUGAAGCUGGCCCAGUUGCAUGCUCACCUGAACCACCAGAUCCUCAUGAGCUAUAUCCUCAACAAUCUCGAAGGGCUUUGCAUCUUGGGCUUCUAUACCUUGGCUCACUAGUGGUUCUCCUCGUGUACUCCUUAUUAUAUGGAUUGACAGCAAAAGAAUCCCGUUGGCUUGGGGCCAUUACUUCUGUUGCCAUCAUUGUUCUUGAUUGGAACAUGGGUACAUGCUUAUACGGAUUUCAGCUCCUAGAUAGUCGUGUUACAGCACUUUUUGUGGCUGGCGCUUACAGAGUAUUCUUGAUCUCCUUUGGGGUUCAUUACUGGUACCUUGGACAUUGUGUUAGUUAUGCCAUUGUUGCAUCAGUGCUUUUAUGUGCUGCUGUUUCACGUCAUUUAUCAGUAAAAGACCCAUUAGCGGCACGCAGGGAUGCUCUGCAAAGUACAGUGAUUCGUUUAAGAGAGAGUUUUCGAAGGAAAGAGCACAAUACUUCGUCUAGCUCUUCUGAAGGUGGUGGGACAGAUGUUAAAGGGGUCAACAGUGAUAAAAGCAUGGAUAGUGGGAGGCCAAGUACAGUGUUAAGAAGCAGCUCUAUUCGCUCAGUUGUUCAAGAAACUGAAACAGGAACAUCUUAUGUUGUUGAUAGAAAUUUUGAUCAAAGCGGUUCUUUAGUUGUUUGUUCCAGUAGUGGUCUUGAAAGUGAAGGACGUGAGUCAAGUGCAUCAACUUCCGCAAAUCAACAAUGUCUAGAUUUGAAUUUGGCACUUGCGUUCCAAGAAAAGUUAAAUGACCCUAGGAUUACAUCCAUGUUAAGAAAGAGAGAAACACAUGGUGACAUUGAACUGACUAGCCUAUUGCAAGAUAAAGGGUUGGAUCCUAAUUUUGCCAUGAUGUUGAAGGAGAAGGGAAUGGACCCAACUAUUCUGGCAUUACUGCAGAGGAGUAGCUUAGAUGCAGACAGAGAUCAUAAGGACAAUACUGAUUCAGCUAUUGUUGAUUCCGCAAGUUUAGACAAUGCAUUACCUCAUCAACUUUCUCUGUCAGAAGAACUUAGGCUGAAGGGGAUGGAAAAAUGGCUUCAACUAUGUAGGGUUUUUGUUCACCAUAUAUCAAGCACUCCAAAGAGAACAUGGGUGCUCUUUAGCCUGGUUUUUAUUGUUGAGACGGUCAUAGUGGCCAUUUUCCGUCCCAAGACUAUAACAGUCAUAAAUACCACCCAUCAACAAUUUGAGUUUGGUUUGGCAGUUUUGCUACUGUCUCCCGUUUUCUGUUCCAUCAUGGCAUUCCUUCAGUCACUUCGAGCAGAAGAAAUGUCAAUAAGCUCACAACCUCGUAAGUAUGGCUUUGUUGCUUGGCUGCUGAGCACUUGUGUUGGUCUGCUGCUUUCCUUCUCAAGUAAGUCAUCAAUUAUGCUGGGACUGUCUUUGACUGUCCCUCUUAUGGUUGUAUGUUUGUCAUUUUCCAUUCCAAUAUGGAUUCGUAAGGGCUACCAGUUUUCAGUUUCAAGUAAUGAUGUGAAUCAUGGAGGGGACCAUCAGAGAUCUGGGUUUAAGGAGACUGUAAUUCUUUUCAUCUGCAUAUCUGUUUUUGCUGGAUCUGUAAUUGCACUUGGUGCAAUAGUAUCUUCCAAACCUUUGGAUGCUUUACAUUACAAGGGAUUGACUGGUGUAAGUGGUAUGGCUACUUCUCCAUAUGCAUCUUCGAUCUAUCUAGGCUGGGCCAUAGCUACUGCAAUUACCUUAGGAGUUACUGGAGUGCUGCCUGUUCUCUCCUGGUUUUCAACUUAUCAUUUCUCCAUCUCUUCUGCAAUUUGUAUUGCUACAUUUGCAGUUGUCCUAGUGGUAUCUUGUGGCGCAUCAUACUUGGGGAUCGUCAACUCUAGGGAUGGAAAUGCACCAACCACAACCGAUUUCCUUUCUUCCUUUCUCCCUUUGGUUGGCAUACCAGCAGUUUUAUCUCUUGGUUGUGGCUUGCUUAAAUGGAAAGAUGAUAACUGGAAACUUUCCCGUGGUGUGUAUAUGUUUGUUGCUGUGGGUGUUCUUCUACUGCUUGGGGCAAUAUCGGCUGUAAUUGUCAUUGUUGAGCCUUGGACGGUUGGGGCUGCUUUCCUGUUACUUCUUCUACUUAUAGUUCUUGCUAUUGGUGUCAUUCACUGCUGGGCAUCAAACAACUUUUAUUUGACCAGAAUGCAAAUGUUCUUUGUCUGUUUCCUCUCUUUUCUUUUGGCUUUGGCUGCAUUUCUAAUAGGAUGGUUUGAAGGGAAAUCUUUUGUUGGAGCAUCUGUUGGAUAUUUUUCGUUUCUCUUUCUUCUGGCUGGAAGGGCUCUGACUGUACUCCUCUCACCUCCUAUAGUUGUCUAUUCACCUAGAGUUCUACCAGUUUACGUUUACGAUGCUCAUGCAGAUUGUGGAAAAAAUGUCAGCGUGGCAUUUUUGGUGCUUUAUGGGGUUGUAUUAGCAACUGAAGGAUGGGGUGUGGUUGCCAGUUUGAUUCUGUAUCCACCAUUUGUUGGUGCUGCUGUAUCAGCUAUUACACUUGUUGUGGCCUUUGGAUUUGCUGUCUCUCGUCCUUGCCUGACCUUGAAGACUAUGGAAGAUGCUGUGCACUAUCUUAGUAAAGAAACUAUUCUGCAGGCUAUAGCAAGAUCUGCUACUAAGACAAGAAAUGCUAUAUCUGGGACUUGUUCUGCGCCACAAAGAUCUGCUAGUUCAGCUGCUCUGUUGGUUGGAGACCCCACUGUUAUGCGUGAUAGGGCUGGGAAUUUUAUACUUCCUAGGGCUGAUGUAUUAAAACUAAGAGAUCGUCUAAGAAAUGAAGAAUUGGCAGCUCGAUCAUAUUUACGUAGAAUAAGAGAUGGACGAAUUCUAAGCCACGAAUCAGCAUGCAAUUUGGGCCACAUGAGGGAAAUGUGUGCUCAUGCUCGAAUUCUAGCUUUAGAGGAGGCAAUUGAUACAGAAUGGGUAUAUAUGUGGGAUAAGUUUGGUGGAUACCUACUCCUUUUACUUGGAUUGACUUCUAAAGCCGAACGCGUACAGGAUGAGGUCCGCUUGAGGCUGUUUCUUGAUAGCAUAGGUUUUUCCGAUCUAAGUGCAAAGAAGAUCAAGAAAUGGAUGCCAGAAGACCGGAGACAAUAUGAAAUGAUUCAGGAAAGUUAUUUACGAGAGAAGGAGAUGGAAGAAGAAAUCUUGAUGCAGAGACGAGAAGAGGAGGGCAGGGGAAAGGAAAGAAGAAGGGCUCUCCUAGAAAAAGAAGAAUGGAAAUGGAAGGAAAUCGAAGCCUCUUUAUUGUCAUCCAUUCCAAAUGUUGGUGGUAGGGAGGCAGAAGCUAUGGCAGCAGCAGUGCGUGCUGUUGGGGGUGAUUCAGUUUUGGAUGAUACCUUUGCACGUGAAAGAAUUUCAAGCAUUGCACGUAGAAUACGAGCAUCUCAAUUAUCUCAGCGGGCAGUCCAGACUGGAAUUUCUGGCACUUAUUGUAUUCUUGAUAAUGAGCCAACAAAUGGUAAACACUAUGGACUGAUUGAUCAAAGUAUAUGUGGUAGUCAAAAGGUUAGCUUCUCUGCUGGGGUGCUAGUACAGCCAGAGUCUGGUCCAGUUUGUCUUUUGGGUACAGAAUUUCAGAAGAAGCUUUGCUGGGAAGUCCUUGUGGCCGGUUCAGAACAAGGUAUGGAGGCUGGGCAAGUUGGGAUAAGACUAAUCACUAAAGGCGAGAGACAAACUACAGUAUCAAAGGAGUGGAGUAUUGGUGCCACUAGUAUUGCUGAUGGAAGGUGGCAUAUUGUAACGGUAACCCUAGAUGCUGACUUGGGGGAAGCCACCUGCUAUCUGGAUGGUGGCUUUGAUGGCUAUCAGGCAGGCCUACCAUUGCAUGUGGGUGGUGGUGGAAUUUGGGAACAAGGGACAGAAGUUUGGAUUGGAAUUAGACCUCCUACGGAUAUUGAUGCAUUUGGAAGAUCGGAUAGUGAAGGAACUGAGUCCAAGGUUCAUUUGAUGGAUGUCUUCCUCUGGGGAAGGUGCUUGACCGAAGAUGAAGUGGGUUCGCUUUAUGCUUCAACCGGUACUGCUGAAUACAGCAUGAUUGAUCUCCUAGAAGAUAAUUGGCUAUGGGCGGAUUCUCCAGCUAGGGUUGAUGGGUGGGACAGUGAUCCUGUUGACGUGGAUCUUUAUGAUAGGGAUGAUGUAGAUUGGGAUGGGCAAUAUUCAAGUGGAAGGAAACGAAGAACAGAACGUGAAGGGGUGGUGUUAGAUAUUGAUUCUUUUGCUAGGCGGUUGAGGAAACCUAGGAUAGAAACUCAAGAAGAAAUUAAUCAGAGGAUGCUGUCUGUUGAAUUGGCUGUUAAAGAAGCACUCACUGCUAGAGGAGAGACUCAUUUCACCGACCAGGAGUUCCCCCCAAAUGAACGUUCACUAUUUGUAGACCCGGACAAUCCCCCUUCAAAGUUACAGGUUGUCUCGGAGUGGUUGAGGCCAAAUGAAAUUGUGGAGAAGAACCAGUUGAAAGCACUUCCAUGCUUAUUUUCUGGGUCUCCAAAUGCUUCUGAUGUUUGCCAAGGACGAUUAGGUGAUUGUUGGUUUCUGAGUGCCGUUGCUGUUUUAACCGAGGUCUCACGAGUAUCAGACAUCAUAAUUACUCCUCAAUACAAUGAAGAAGGGAUCUAUACUGUUCGCUUCUGUAUUCAGGGAGAGUGGGUUCCUGUUGUAGUAGACGAUUGGAUUCCAUGUGAAUUGCCCUCAAAACCCGCAUUUGCAACGAGUAGAAAGGGGAACGAAGUGUGGGUUUCUUUAUUGGAGAAGGCGUAUGCGAAACUGCAUGGUUCCUAUGAGGCACUUGAAGGAGGUCUUGUCCAAGAUGCUCUUGUGGAUCUGACUGGCGGUGCUGGCGAGGAAAUUGACAUGAGAAGCUCUCAAGCUCAAAUCGAUCUUGCAAGUGGCAGAUUAUGGUCUCAAUUGUUACUAUUCAAGCAAGCCGGCUUUCUUCUUGGUGCUGGAAGUCCUUCAGGCUCAGAUGUUCAUAUCUCUUCCAGUGGAAUUGUUCAAGGCCAUGCCUACUCAUUAUUGCAGGUGAGGGAAGUAGAUGGGCAUAAACUAGUUCAAGUUAGAAACCCAUGGGCAAAUGAAGUUGAAUGGAAUGGGCCUUGGUCUGAUUCCUCACCCCAGUGGACUGACAGAAUGAGACACAAGCUUAAUAAGCAUGUCUCACAUUCAAAGGAAGAUGGUAUAUUCUGGAUUUCAUGGCAAGACUUCCAAAUUCACUUCCGUUCGAUAUAUGUUUGUCGUGUCUACCCACCCGAGAUGCGUUACUCAUUCAAUGGGCAAUGGAGAGGAUACAGCGCAGGUGGCUGCCAAGAUUACGACACGUGGCAUCAAAAUCCACAGUUCAGGAUCAGAGCCAAUGGUCAAGAUGCUUCUUUUCCUAUGCAUGUGUUCAUCACACUUACUCAAGGUGUGAGUUUCUCAAGAACUGGUGCUGGUUUCAGAAAUUAUCAAUCUAGCCAUGAUGCGAUGAUGUUCUACAUUGGGUUGAGGAUUCUGAAGACAAGAGGUCGACGUGCUGCUUACAACAUAUAUAUGCAUGAAGCAGUUGGUGGGACGGAUUAUGUGAAUUCGAGAGAAAUAUCGUGUGAAAUGGUGUUGGAUCCUGAUCCAAAGGGUUAUACAAUAGUGCCUACUACUAUUCACCCAGGAGAAGAAGCUCCUUUCGUUCUUACUGUCUUCACAAAAGCAUCAAUAACAUUGGAAGCUUUAUAAUAGCUGCUGAAGCCAGCCCACAUCUGUCAAUUUGUGAAUAAAAAACUGUAAAUAUUACAAUCAUCUAGCUAAUGCAAGCAUGGAAAUGAUGCAGAAGGUGAGUCUUGCUGAAAAGGAAGGAAGGAAGGAAGGAUACUGACUUGUCAAAGGUAACCAAUCAAUUAAUCUGUACUGACUACAAAUGAGUAGUAGAUAAUGUAAGAAUUUUAGGAUUUCAUCCUGUAAAUGACAGAUUGAGGUAAAAGCAGCAGUUGAAAUUGAGUUUAAAAGUUUCAGCUGCAGAGUUUUGAUGUGCUCUAUUUAUUUGAUGAUAAUUAACAUUAUUAUUUAUGGUUAGUAUCAAUCCAAUAUAUGUUUUAUUUAC
Molecule: messenger RNA, 7086 nt
Organism: Impatiens glandulifera
Lineage: Eukaryota; Viridiplantae; Streptophyta; Magnoliopsida; Ericales; Balsaminaceae
Product: calpain-type cysteine protease DEK1-like
Exons: 30
Coding region: 363-6722 (2119 amino acids)
Biological process (GO): proteolysis
Cellular component (GO): cytoplasm
Molecular function (GO): calcium-dependent cysteine-type endopeptidase activity
Source: RefSeq, a predicted model, not a curated record